AUGUCAGAUAAGUCAAUCGCGAUUUCGGAGGGGGAGGAGCGAGAAGGGUCGGAGAAUGGCUCAUCGCGCGGCGGUAGCAUUUUGAACUACUCCGGGUGGGUGUACCACUUGGGCGUCAAUUCCAUCGGCCACGAGUACUGCCACCUCCGCUAUCUGACGCUCAAGGGCAAAUACAUCGCCAUGUACAAGAGAGACCCCCAAAAUGACCGCAGCAUUGUUCGUUCUCCUAUCCUUUGUCCGAAGUUUCUCGGACCCAACAUUGCUUUUUUCAAUUAAAAUAGUUUCUGAUAUAGUGCCUAAAAUCUUCGUGGGUAUUGAUGGCUGACUUUUAAUGCUCGUAAAGUUUAGGGAACAAAAGUAUCGUGCCACCUCCAGGAACUUAAAUUUAGCAAAUGAGUCACGGAGGAAAUUUGACAUGUACAGUUUAGGUAUUUACUUAGGCUUAUGAAUAACUAAUAGCAAGAUCAUUCGCCAUGGAGACAUACUUAAUUCUCAAUAAUUUAAUCAAAUUCUACAAGCCAAUCAUCAUGUCUUUUGUUGGUCAUCUUUGAAAUUCCUUUUUAUGGUUUAAUUUUAUUUAAAGAAACUAAUGUCUAUUUACGCUGUGUUAUCCGUUCGGAUUUUAUAGUAGAUUCUGAUAUGUGCGAUUUUGGAGAUUUUCUUACGAGUAGUGAGGAAAUUUGAGUGAGGAUCUUAAUUUAUUUUCAUUCCAGUGUUUUUUUUUUUCCACUAUUUAUUCUGCCUUUUUGUGCUGUAAGGAUAGGUUAAUGCUAUCCUUCCACCAUUUAGUAGCAUUGUCUUCGUAUCUAUUCUGCCGUGCACGAGAUCUUCAAGGUUUAUACAUAUCCAUUGUUAGAAAACGCCUCCAAAUUGAAAAUAUUAUUGGCAAUAUACGUAAUUUUGUUGUUGAGGUCUUGUAAGAAUAAGUUAUUACAUGAUUCUUGUGUCUGAAUCACGUUUUGGCUUCCAUUCCAUAUUGAGUUCUAUGUUUUGAUAGUCCUCAACUCAAAUAUUUUCAUCAUAUUUCUUACUGAUUUUACCUUAUUAAUCUUUUUCAUAUUGAAAUUUGAAUCCCGGCUUGCUACCUUGGCUGACAUAUUCUCCCGCUGAUAAAUUUAUCGUACAUUUAUUUUUUGCAGAAGCCUAUCAGGAAGGGUGUCAUUAGUCAUACACUUAUGGUGGAGGAUCUGGGACGCAAAAAAAUCGACAAUGGGGUAAUAUCAUAAAAAAUGACCGGAUGGUUAUAUUCCUCUACUUGAUGAAUAUCCAGCAAAGUAUUUUGAAUUUUCUAAUAGUUGAGAAUUUGUUUUUCCUAGGAUUUCUAUGUUCUGAGAUUUUACAACCGGUUGGAUGAGACGAAGAAAGGAGAGGUAACUCAUAUUUUUAUUCAUACCUUGAUUCUUCUUGAUUUUAUUGGCUUAUCCCCAUCAAUCUGAUUUCAGCCUAGGGUCUGGAAGUCAACCCCUAAAUCAAGUUCUGACCAAUUGCCAAAUUUGGGUAGCUAGGCAAAUAUGAAAGUCAAUGAAUGAUGCUACAUACUAAUUAAUCACUUUGUCUACGUCCUUACGUUUUGAUAGUCUGGCAGAUUAAGGCUAUGUUAAAAUUUCCUUGAUACUCAUGCAUUCACAUUAUCAGUUGUUACUGUGGCGGAGGCUGUGGCAACAAGAGACAGUUCGGUUCCUCUAGAAUACAGGCAUUCACCUUAGUGAAGUAAAUGACCUUAAGGCCAGCUCUUCUUGACGGAAUUCUGCAUUAGUAUGCCCAGAAGAAGGAAACAACAAUAAGCUCACAUGAAAAGAUACCAUGUAUGUAACCACGAGCCACUUAUCUUAUUCAAUUGGAGACUAUUAUGACAUGUCCCCUCUCAUGCAUGAUGAUGCUCUUACACUCUCUCAUUCAAGGACUGAAGAUAAGAAGUGCAGCCAAGAAUAUGAAAACAAUGUGAAGGAAUCGGAUAAAAACCAAUUGACAACGAGAGAAAGAGACCGAUAUUUCUAAUCACAUUAGUUAGCUAUCUCAUUUAGUAUGAGACCAUUUGGCCAGUAUCUAGUACAGCUCAAACCUGAGUUCAUCACUUAAAUUAUGGCUACUUGAUGUAUAGAGCAGAACUGGCAACAUGCAAUUAUGUUGCUUAUGGGACGAUGCAGAAAAUCAGUACACGUGACAAACUAAAAUGACUAACACCUUUAUCCACCACCAUGGGUAGAAUGAAGAUUUGGCUUAUAUGAACGAUACAGUGAGGAGAGAGCUGGUACUGAUCUAUAAUUAUGGUUUUUGUGUCAUCAACUAGUUGUUGCAUAUUGCUGAUGAUAUCACAAAUGGUAGUGGUAACCUGGGACAGGAGAGGUAGAAGAGGGACAAACCAGUGUAUGGAUUUGUUAAUGUGUUGGCAAAUAACAUUUCAUCUGGAUAAGAAUAGAAGAAGAAGAUGUGACACACUCUAAACUGUACUCAUCACAGCUUUGAUAAAAAUUUGAGUGAGAUGUGUUUCAAACUGUGGUCAGUCAGGCAGAUGAGAGUUAUGGAUUAAAAUGAUAAAUGCUCCAAAACCUGACUGGCAGAUGAGUCCUGUCACUCGCCUUAUAUAGCUUUCCGGACUUCAUGAUAAUUACUGGCGCACACAUGAUAACUGAUGCACGCACACGUUAUUCCCUUUAUAAUGUAUCACUUUACCUCGUUUCAUCUUGGUUUCACUGCCAAAGGCUUUGACUUGUGUAUUGUAAUUGUGCUAGAUUGCUUUUGCAUCGGCUGGAGAAAUGGGGAAAUGGAUGGAGGUAUUUGAUCAGGCAAAACAACAGGUAUGGAAAGCCUUUAUAUAUGAUCUUGGAUAAAUACUGUGGGCAAUACUGCUGAUAAUCUUAUAUGGUUUCAUUAUCCUGUCAUUAUCAUCUCUUGAUGUAUUUAAAGACCGAAAAAAUAGUGUUGUGAAGGAAAGCCAAAAGGAUGUCUGUCAAAAGGAUACAUCACACCUUGAAAAUCCUUAAAUUCACCGAAUAGAAAAUCUUUCAAUGCCAAUUAUGAAGUUAAUUCCAUCAAGGCAGGCACAAUGUAGAUUAUCUGGAGAAAGUUCCUUUAUUUUUUAUAUGCUCAUAAUAAUCAAGCUAUUUUCCUGUUGAAUACUUUGUGUAUUGUUUCCUCUUUUGUAAAAUUUUACGAAGAAGAUUUGUAUUUUUUCCCCCACAGGCUGUGUAUGACAUCUCUAAAGGGGGCUCUAAACAUGUAUUGACUAAUGAUAAUGAGUAAGCUUGAUAUUACUAACUCACAUGAAUUAGUGUCUUCUCUAUAGGUUUUCCUUUUCUUUGAUUAGUCAAAAGCUACCUUCAUCCUGAUGGCCUUCCUUUUGGGUUCAGGCUUAACCUUGAAGGUCACCGACCACGUGUAAGGCGGUACGCUCAUGGAAUAAAGAAAUUUAUAAGAAUUGGUAGAGGUGAGUGGCAUUGCUCUUUUAUGAUCUCUCUGUCAUUUUCUGAAUUAUUGGCCUCAGGAAAGGUCUAAGAAAAAAUAAAAUAAUUUAUCCCUAUUUACUGAUGGCAAAGAGCUGACUUUUUCUGUGUCCUCAGAUUUAUUGUAUAAAGUAUCCAGUUAUUAUCAGUACUGCUUUACUACUAAAUGUGGAGUAGAUGCUUACUUUAUGUGUCUCUCAGGCCCAGAGAUGUUGCUCCGCAAAUCUUCAGAUUUAGGAAGCAAUUCUAGGACUCAGGCUUACUAUGAAGGAAAUGUUGGAGAUGCAAUUGAGGCUCAUGAUUGGAAAUGUGUUCGAACUAUCAACGGUACCCUUUUUCUCAGUAUGUUAAUUAUUUAUUAUACUUUAAUGUUAGGAUUCAUUAUAAAAAAAAAUUCGCUUGGGUUCUCUGGCAAGGCUUGAGUUAUUAUCAUUUUUUUCACGUGUUGACUAGAAUUCUCUGUCUGUUCCGAUGACCUUUCAUUGGGCAUUGAUCCUAUUUUAGGAAAUGUCUCUUUCUGUGGAAAAAAUUAGCAAUAGUCAACAAAGACAUAUAUCACUCUUUGCCUUGCUCCGAGUAUCAUUUUACUUAUAAACCAGAUUCUAUCGUCAUCAGAUCUAAGAUUCCUACUGCCUGGUUACGGAACAUGCUGGAUUAUCAUAAGAUUUUGCAACAUAAAGCCCUUAACAAGAAUAUUUAUUGGAAAAUUUUGCACAAUCUUAACAAUUAGGAUAUGGUUUGUCCUUUGCCUUCCACUUAUUUGCCGUUACAGUUACUGACAUCUUUGUUUUCCUCUUAUUUCUGAAUUUUCAGGCAUUCGAAUAUUUGAGGACGUGGCCAACCCAAAGGUGCUUUCAUGUUACAUAUGUUGAACACUAGAUUUUAUUGAAAAUUGUUGCUCAAACAAAUAACUGGCCUUAUGAUAUGCAUGUAUGCCACCUCACCCUUAUAAGUUUGCAAGUUUUGUUCAUUUUCUUACUUCUGUUUAAAGUGCUUGUAGCAUUUUUUAACUUACGACCAGAUGAUCCACGCAGCUCUUUGAUAAGAUGCACAAAUAUACUAGUAAUGGGUGGCUGUAUCAUUUGCCCAAUAAUUGGAUUUCUGUGAGAAUACCUUCAUUUAAGAGGUGGUAAAUGAUGUGCUAAAAUGUUCUUCCUCCAUACUUUGUUGUAGGCUAGCAAAAGCUUCAUCGUGAAGUCUGUUGGUGUUAUUAAUGCAAAUGUCGAUUCAGUCUUUGAAGCAGUUCUUAGUGUUGAGAAGCACAAGAGAUCUGAGUAAGUUGGCACCGGUUCUUUUAGGCUGAAUAUCCCUUUUCAUUUAUACUUAAAAAUAAUCUUUGCAGGUGGGAUAUGAUUACUGGUGACCUGGAGUUGGUUGAUUCAGUAGAUGGGCACUAUGAUGUUGUCUAUGGAACAUAUGAACCCAAUCACUUAAGUUGGUAAAUUUCAUUAUGAAUUUUUGCUUAUAAUACUUCUGAUGUAUUAUGGUCUAAAAGGAUUGAAUUAUGCAGUUGUUUGCGCUUGUUUAUACCAGAUAACUUUUCCCUCAUUACUGCAUAUCAGUUGUCCUCAAAAUUCAUUUUUUUGUAAUUUCAUGUGAGAGGUCCUUGAGAAAUUACAAUAAAAAAUUGGUCAACGAAAUUGGACAAGUCGUGCUAUGAGUGCAUGCCUUUAUAUUGAUAAAAGUCUGCCUUGGAAAUGAAAUGUAUGAAGUCCUCUCGCCAUCAAGUCUAAAAUUUCAAUUACUAAAGGCCCAUACAGACCUGCCAUCAAGUUACGUAAAGCGAGAGAAACAGUAUGCCUUCCACUUGUCAGAUUCUUCACCAGAAACUCAUUCUAGAUUCACAAAUCUUUCUCACAUUUCUUUCUCAGCUGAAGCAAGGCAUUUGAUUGGUCAUUAUCCCCCAAUAUCCUCUACCUGUCCUUACUUUAUGUCUCUUGUCUGUAAAAAGGCAUCAACCUUUUCUCUUCUCCAUUCCACAAAGGCCCUUAUUGUUUCAUGUGGUGGUCUUCGUUGCACCACCAAUUUUGUAUUUUUUCUUCGUGCUUCACCCAUCCAAUGUUCUUUAUUUUCAAAUUUUCACUCUCUUCCUACAUUGUUAUCCUCCUCUUGCCGUCCCUGCCCUCAUUGAGGUACCCAACUUUUCUUGAUGUCCCUGAAACAACGAACUUGGAUACACUUGUGGACCCCAUUGAUGGGGAAUCCAAUCUUUUUGCUUCUUCCUUUAUUUAUUCCUAUUCAUUCCUUCAUAAGCUUAAAGCACUGCUUAACUUCCUUGGCCCUGGAUCUCUCCCAUGUCCUCUGCAUCUCCUAAUACUCCUUGUAGACCUUUGGCCUCUUGUAGCUCCUUCCCUCUCCCGUCCCACCAUCGUCUCUGCUUACAUGAAGAUACCCCUCUCCUGUCCCAUCAUCUGCAUUAGCGUCCAUGAUCCACUUCUAUCCUGGAAUGAUUUGAGCCAUCUGCAGCAUUGCAUGAGUGAAGGAAUGUUCCCAAAUCGAAUUCAUGCAUGGUUAAAGGCGUUUGUGCGACAAACAACACUUUGGUUGCUUGGCCCAUCUUAUUACUUUUAAUUGCACCAUGGUAUCUGAAACUGGUUUGACAGCCGCAAUGGCCAAGCCUAAUCCGGUCCAGAUUAUGACUACAUUGGCCAAUCAUUGGAUCCAAGGGGUAACAGAUUAAGGAAAUCAUUGUUUCUGCAAAAUAAUAAACCCCCUGAACAAAAAGCUACUUUCAAGUCUUAGUUUUGAAACACUAAAAUUCUUAUUCUAGCGGAUAAUGGGUAUCCUCAAUUAUGGCAUUUUAAGUUUUGCCAUCUAAACUUGUUUUAUGGCGGAUUUAAUUUUUAAAUCUUUUCAUCUUUGGAACUUUAUAAGUUUUCCUAAUCCUCUUCUCACUCCAAUGGCUUGAACACUUGUCUACUAUACAUUAACAAGUACAAAGAAGAUGAUUGACCAUUUUUUUGCUUACGUACUUAUAAAAUAAAUGCUCAUCUUUAAGCAUCAAAUUUUAGCGACUUUAAUGUCAUUUAUGAUAGUGUUGAUGAGUCAUAUGGGUGUACCUUAAUGUUUAUCACUCUGAUUGCAGUGUAUUUGAUAAGAACCCAGAUCAAAGAACUACGGAUAAUUCGUAUUAGAUGAAAGAAACAAUCUCUAGAACAGAAAUUCCAAAGAUAAAGCACAGUAAAAGAAUCCAAAACAGAUGGAGGGUUGCAUACAACCUUCUAACCCUUUCUUGUAGAUUCACGAGAUAUAACACCGGUUUUCCUUUGCUCCCCCCUUCCUUCCUACUCCGCCCAUCCUUAUAUCUUCUCCUUUCCCUCUCUUAUUUAGGCAAUUAGUCUCCUGCCAUAACUACUCUUGCCAUAACCGCUCUUUGCUAUAAUUGUUCCUUGUCAUAUUAUUCCUUGCCAUAACUGUGCCUUCCCUCAAUCAUGCUAACCGUUAAUGACUUAUUAGGCUUUGGGCCUUCGUCCUUCUAGCAUAUGUGCAUGAAGCCUUAUCAGUAUUCAUACUAGUAUGAGCAAAAAGUAUAUAUUUUUUAUUUCUUACCAUCUUUCUCCAUGGUAGCCUAUCACCAAAAAAUGUAGAUACGAUCAUCACUUAUAAUUAGAUUAAUGUCAUAAGGCUUUCAUUUAUUUGUCAAUGGUGAUAUUUUUGGUCUAUUUCAACAUAGAACUGGGUUAAAGAAAUUAGGAUCUUUGCAAUAACUCUUUGAUAAUUUAUUGAUCAAAGAGAUUUCUAUGUUUCCGUAUUUUCAGGUGGCAAUCUAAAACAGAUUUUGUUUUCUCUAGACAAUGGUUCCGUGAGCAAGAUGGAGGAGGUUAUAGUAAGCAUCUUUUCCUUAAAUCCAGACUAAGAAAAUUACUACUGUAUGUGCAACUCUUGUUGAAUAACAAGGGAAAAAAUCUUCUUCUUUUUUUCAUAAUUGUUGUAAGAGUCUCAUAAUAAUCAAUGCUAAUGUGUAUGUAAAUAUUUUCACAAUUAGUCUUGCAUUAAAUUUAUUAAUAGUAUCAUCUACCUAAAAUUUAAUUGUGAAGUCUCACUUUAAACUUAGUAAGUUGUUUUUUUUAGCUCCAAAAUUUCAUACUCUUUAGGACUUUCAUUACAUCUGCAAGAAAAGUGGGGAUGGAAGAAGAGGGUGAAGUGGAAAUACAUGAGUAAUAUGAAGAUAAGAUUCGAUCAUGGUAGUGAUGUUUGGAUAUAAGAUGCUUACUAUGUGAUUUAGUUUUCUUUCCAAGUAUAAUAAGAUGAUUGAGAUUAUCGAUAGUGAAAGGUUCAAGAAUAUGAGGUUGCUUAACUUGAAUUCAGUGGCUUAAAGACUAUUUUCUUGUGAGUUAUCGGUAGGAACUACCCUUAUACCUUAUUAAGUUCGUUGUUUUAUCUUCUGGCAAGAGAAUGGGAAGGCAGAGGACGCCAUUCUCUCUCUCUCUCUCUCUCUCUCUCUCUCUCUCUCUCUCUCUCUCUCUCUCGCGCGCGCGCGCCUCAAAGUCUUUCCCACAGAGAACUCUGUGAAGCUAGGAAACAUGAGUCAGGCUCAACCAUGUAUUGCCUUGGAUGUCAUUUUCCUUCCUUAUUUUGGGAUUAAGAUGUUUUUACCCCUUUUGAGAGAGGAGAGUAGCAAAAGAAAAUUCGUUCGAUGUCCUUGGAGAGGCCCGAUUCGGGCUCUCCUGUUCCUGAGGAUCAAUCUGACCUCAGGAACUCACCCUACAGUCUGCGAACCUCUAUUGCUUUUCUAAUUUCCAUUUUAAUUGUUCAAUCUGGUUCUUCUAUACAUAGAGAUCUGAUUCCCUGAGUGAGCCUUGUCUAACGUGAGAUUAGGGUGAAGAUUUUGCCCCAAAUCUUGAGAGGUUCGUAACAUUGGUAUCAGAGCAGACAUCCUAGUCUUUUUUUAAGGACAUUUUGGUGUGAACUACACAUACUACAGGGAAUUGAACUCAAAUUCAGCUCCUCUUACCACCCUCAAACAGAUGGACAAACUGAAGUCGUCAAGAGGUGCUUAGAAAAUUACUUGAGAUGUGUGGUAUUUGAUAAAUCAAAGCAAUGAAAAUUAUGGCUUCAUUGGGCAGAAUAUAGUUACAAUACUUCAUAUCAUUCUUCCACUAAAAUGACUCCUUUUCGAGCAGUAUAUGGCAGGGACCUGCUGAAACUUAUCAAAUAUGGAACAUCCCCUUCACCACUUAACGCCAUCGAUCAACUACUCACGGAACGAGAUGCUAUUCUUAAGAUUUUGAAAUUCAACCUGCACAAGGCACAAGUGAGGAUGAAAUUUAAUACAGAUAAGCAUCGUUGAGAAGUGGAAUUAGAGGUGGGUGAUUUGGUCUGUCUCAAGAUCAAACCAUACAUGAUGAAAUCUCUGGCAAAAAAGGAAAACGAGAAGUUAAACCCUCGCUAUUUUGGUCCGUAUCCUAUUAUGGAAAGAAUUGGACCAGUGGCAUAUAAACUCCAAUUGCCCGACCAUUCAGCUGUUCAUCCGGGGUUCCGUAUAUCCCAGCUUAGGAAGACACUAAGAACAGACAAUAGAAGCCAACCAAUUCCCCUGACACUAUCAGAAGAACAAGAAUGGAUACUCAUUCCAGAUGGCAUAAAAGCUCACAGGUCGGCUCCUCAAGUCACAGAGAUUUUAGUUUCAUGGAAACAUCUUCCAGAGUUUGAAUCGUCAUGGAUGACAGUAUCAGCAUUCCUGUGACAAUUUCCUACAUCUCACCUUGUGGACAAGGUGAAACUCAUGGGGGGAGUAAUGUUACGAAGCCAACCGUUGUCUACACAAGACGACCUAGACCCCCACGUGGAGGGGGGACCACAACAGAAUAAUGUACUAAGGCCUAUAAAUAUAAAAGAGGCCGAAAUAAGAGGGGGGGGGGGGAGAAAACAGAGAGUGGAGGGGGAGAUCUGUCCCUAGAGAGGUCCGAUUCGGGCUCUCCUGUUCCUGAGGAUCAAUCUGACCUCAGGAACACACCCUACUGUCUGCAAACCUCUAUUGUUUUUCCAAUUUCAUUUUCAAUUGUUCAAUCUGGCUCUUCUAUACACAGAGAUCUGAUUCCCUGAGUGAGCCUCAUCUAAGGUACGAUUAGGGUGAAGAUUUCGCCCCAAAUCUUGAGAGGUUUGUAACAGCUUCAAUGAGAAUAGGUUUUGGUGAUUCUUCAUACACCUUAUAACUUAAUCACCAAUGUACAAAAGAUUAGUUCUCAACAACAGGUAGGAGCUACUAACUAAUGGUAUCAUUAGAAACUUGCAUCUUUUUUGCAGCUUUUUCGUGAUCUUUUGUACUCUUUGAGUUGUUUUUACUUUUAGAUAUCAUUCGCCAUCUAGAAAUUGCAUUUGAAAAAAAUGUCUCGUUAAAUUGUAAAUUGCAUGAUAACUUGCGCCUUAAAAGGUUGUUGCAAAGAAACAACUGUCUAUUGUUUUCUGUUAAUUGUCAGAGGAUGACCCUGUUCAUUUCUUUCUCUAAAGUUUACCCUUAUUCAUAUAUUGGUUCUUUGCAGCUAUUUUGCAGGCUCCUGCUAUCCACAAGAAGAAACCUCCGAGAACUUCUUAUCAGAGGAUUAAGAUAAAUUGUAUGAUUUCUAUUUGGUUAAUUAAUGAUUUUCAUCGUAUGUAUGAUGCUUUCUUUUAUUCCAUGUUUCUGAAACUGGACAAUCUUUGAUAACUAAGGAACCUCUAACCGUUGUUGUAUGUUUGUUUUCUAUCCAGUGUGCUAACUAGGGUUGCAAUGUUACUGUGAUAGAAAUAACUAGUCUAAUGAGAAAAAUGUUAUUUCUUCAUCUUCGAGCUUCAAAAGACAGCCAUUUUUUCCUUUGGAGCACAUCUUAUAUUUCAGUGUAUGGAACUGUAAUUAGUGUAUAAUGGAGUACCUGCUCUUGUUAACCACCAUAGUGUGCCCAUUUUUGUCUCUCCUAUAUGUACAUCAUUUAAGGAGAUUAAUGAGAUAUAAAAGAGUCAGUCGUUAGUACUGGUUGGAGUUCUUCAGUUGAAAUCCAAUGAUGACUCCAAAUUUUCUGUUGAAGCUAUUUUCUGUAAAAUAUCUAUUUGCCUGCUUUAAAUUUCUUCCUUAUGUCAUUUAAGGUUUAAGAAAACAGUCAUUACAUUAAGACAAAGGAUCCUUGCAGUCAAAGUAAUUCAGUUGAGUUUUUUUCCCAGGAUGUAAAGAACAUUGGUUUCCUUGCAAUACCAUCAUUGACGAGUUGAACCCACGAAUAUUUAUAUUAGGAGAAAUUUACUGGCUAAGAGGGGAGUUACUGACCAUAGAAAUGAAUGUGAUCUAACUGCAAGAUCAUUGCUUGUAAAAUGUUACUGUCUCAUUAAAAAAUAUAUAUAUGCGAGAAAAUUGCGCAUUUUAGGAGUAUUCAGUAAUCCUUCAUCUAUGAUGAUGGAACAACAGUGUCCCCAUUUUGUGACUGGUAGAUUUUCGAGCAUUCUACAUGUAUAUUAACUUAUUAAUUCCCUGUGCUUUUUACAGUAUUCUGUGUCAGUCUUGUUCCCAUGCCAUUUAUCUUCUUGAUGGUAGAAUACAUUUCUUCAAGAAAAGUUUAGUCACUUUAUUUUGGACAAAAGUUAGCCAUCAAUUUUUUAAUUUUAUUUCAUAUAAAUUUUAUAAUGUGAUAUCUAACUGUUGAUAGCUACCAUCUAUAUCGUAAAAUUACUUUAUAAUGACAUGAAAACGGAUAUGCUUGUCGGUGCAAUGUCAACAACUGUCUUUGUUAAAUAAUAUGCUUAGCUAAUAAAAAAGCUUUUAUUCAUGCAUCGAGAGUACACUUCCUUGUGUUUACUCGCAUUAAUGCUGGCGCACUUGUAUGUUCGUACUGGCCCAUGUUUGUAUAGUCCAUUGUUUGAAAGUUUCAACAUGGCUAUAACAGAUAGAACUGCAUUUUAUCCCAGGUGAAAUUAGGAUAUUCUCUGUUAGUAGAUACGCUAAUACAUUUCGGGAUUUUGGGAUUGUUCAAAAUUCAUGUUAGGAUAGCUAAUCAUCAAUGAUUAUGCUGAUAACUAUGGGUGAGCAGCUUUGGACGGGAAAUGAUUAAAUUUUGCGUUGUUGUUUUCCAAAUAACCAAGGAAUUAUCUUUUCCCAUCUGAUAGUAUGCAUUAUAGUCUGAACUGUUCCAGCCAACAGGAACAGAAAUGGAGGAAACCUCUCGAGCCAGUGUCCUAAGAGUAACUUGUCUUUUUUCGAGGAAUACCUAAAAUAUGUGCAUCUAAGGCUUUAGUCUCUAGGCUACGCUUUUAAAUGAGAUUAUCAUUUCUUGAACACGUUCCUAAUUUCACAUUUUGAAACAAAUCGAUUUUACCAACACGUAUGGUCAUUAUAAAUGAAUAUCCCUUUUUAAUUCCAUUUUCUCUCAAUGUGUUUUAUUACUGAAGAAAAAAAAAGUAAAUAGGUCAGGGAAUGUGUCAUCCAAUACUUAUGCAGUGUACAUGCAAAUUUAUCGAUUGUUUAUUCUUCCUGUGGCUUCAAUAAGGGAGAUUAAAAGGCUAAUUACGACAAACUCCAGUAAUAUAUGUAUUCUAAUUCUCCUUUUUUGCCGGAGGAAAAUUUUCUGUCCUAGGCAUUUCUGGUUUUAUUAAAGAGUAAGGUUUAAGGAUCAAAUUUCUGAAAUGUGCAUCCGUGCUGCAGCUUCCAUAUGGGAAAUUAGAAGGCUAAGCACACCACAAUCUAAUAACCAAAAAUGUCUUGUGACACGAAUGUUGGAGAUACACUGCAGUUUCUGGGACAGGUGGAAGAGAAGCCACUACUCAAAUUUUGAACGGACAAUUCCCUUUGCUAUGCUGUGCCAAGUUGCAGGUACAUAAAUUUUCACGUCACUUAGUAAUUAUUCUGCUCUUUCAUCAAGCUGAAGUUUAUACUUCAUGUGGUAAUUGAAUGAAAAUGCAUCAAGUCCUGAAGCGCAUUCAUGUGGUAUUUCUCAUCUCCUGUGAUUCAUUUAGUAGAUGGAAAAAAUCACAUCUAUGAAGCAACCAUCCUUGUCUGCAUAAUAAAAACCAUUUUUUCUAUGCUGUUAUGAAGCGUAUUCCACUUUAUAUAAUAAACUGUUAUGCAAACCCCAAGAGGCCGCUACCAAAGAUUGAGUGGGCAACUCAUUCCAUGCCAAGUUGCAUGUUGCUUUCAUCGAACUGAAGCCUGUACAGGGAAACUUGAUGGUUGACCACAAAAUUUAAGUACUAAAAAACAUUGAAGUCAUGGACAUUUGACAGUAGAACUCCUUGCUAAUCAGACUGCCAAUUUUUCAUCAGAAUCAUCAAAAUCCCAGCAUCCCUCUUCUCUUCAAAUGGAUGAGAUAAAAUGACUUCGAUUUGAAUUGAAAAAAUUGAUGUCAGCAGUGUCACAAAAAUCAUUGAUAUAGCCUACUAAGUUCCAGUAUGUUGGAAUUAGAGCUCCUUCUAGAGAUAUUUAUAAUAAUUGGGUAAUGGACUCUCUCCACAUUACCGGUCCCUCCUAGCCUCCUUAGAUAGCAUUAACAUUUUUAAAAAUGUCUCAAAAACUCUAUCCAAGACAGAGUGGAAACAAGCUAUAAAUGAUGAAAUGAGAGCCCUAGAAAAAAAUCAAAUAUAGGAUAUGGUGGAAUUGCCAAAGGAUAAGACGGCGGCUGGUUGUAAAAUGGCUGUACAUUAUGAAGAAUAAAUCACAUGGCUCAAUUGAGAGUCAUAAAGUUAGGCUGGUGGCUAAAGCUAUACACAAGCUUAUGGUAUUGAUUAUCAGAAAACCUUUUGCACCUAUGGUAAAAAUGAAUACGAUCAGAUUUUUGUUAUCUUUAACAGAAAAUUUCAGUUGGAACAUAUAAAAAUAUUAAAAAUAUGAUAUUAAAAUAGUUUCCUACAUGACGAUUUUGUUGAUAAAGUUUAUAUGACUUUUCAUCAAAUAUUGUUUGUAAACUAAAGAAGUCUAUCUAUUAACUCAAAUAGUCACCUGGAGCCUGGUUUAGAUGAUUUUAGAGGCAAUAAAAACUAAAUUAUUGCUAAGGUAAUGAUGACCAUACCUUAUUUUUGAAACACUCUUCUCCAGAGGGAGUAAUGAUUCUAUUAAUAUAUGUUGAUGAUAUCAUCAUCACAAGAAAUAAUAGAAUAGAAAUACAUAACAUAAGCCACUAUUUGUCUAAGAAAUUUGAUCAAAACAUUGGGAUAGCUUAAAUAUUUUUUGGGGAUCAAAGUGGCUCACUCUUCUAGAGGUACUUUUAUCUCUCAAUGCAAAUACAUAAUAGAUUUGUUCAAGGAUACAGGGAAAUCUGUGUAUCAACUAGUUAAUACACAUAUUGAUCCAAAUCACAAAUUAUGCCUAGCAGAGGAAGAAACUUCUAUUGAUUGUGAGAUAUAUCAAUGUCUCAUUAGUCGGUUACUUUAUAUGAUGCACACUCGACCAGAUAUCUCGUAUAGAGUGGGUAUAUUAAGGCAAGUUAUAUAUCAACCAAAAGAAUGUCAUCUACAUGUAGCCUAUCUAGUAUUACAUUACUUGAAAGGCAUAGUGGGUAGAUGAGCCCUCUUCAAAUUAAGUGGGAAGCUAGAAGUUGAAAUGUUUACAGACCUUGACUAUGUAGGGUCAAUGACUGAUUGAAGGUUGACAUCUGGACAUCCCACAUUUAUUGGAGGCAACCGUGCUAUAUGGAAGAGUACAAUACAGAAGGUGAUUGCUCAUUUAAGUCCUAAAGUUGAAUUCAGGGCACUUGCCCAAGGUGUAUGUGAGUUACUUUGGGGGAAAUAUUACUUAAUGAGUUAAAAAUAUCUCUUACUGGUCCCAUGAAACUCUAUUGCGACAAUAAGUUUGUAAUUAAUAUUGUGCAUAAUCUUGUACAGCAUGAUCAUACCAAAUAGAUGGAGGUUGAUCAUCAUUUCAUUAAAGAAAAACUGAAGGCAAAUUUGAUUUGUAUGUCAUACAUCUCGACACACAAUCAACUAGUGGAUAUGCUUACUAAAGGCAUCUCAAACACACAACCACAAAAGAUUAUCUAUAAGCUGAGAAUGAAUGACAUCCACUUGCCAGUUUGAGAGGGAGUAUUGAUGGGAUGUGUCGAUAGUAUCUUUUGAGUUAUGUGACUAGGUGUUUUUAGAACUUUCUGGGUCUGUGAUUUCCAACCCCUUUGAAAUGUAAUUUUGUGUUCCUUUCUAAUAAGAGAAUAUUUUCUCUCCAUAAGCUCUGACGUCACUAUUCAGCAUACCAGACCUGAUUUUAUCUUCAACAAGUACUAAAUUGAAUAUCCUCUUCGAAAGGAAAACAUGAAGAGAUGUGGAAAAAUGGAAGACCAAUGAAUCACUCUUUUUUUGGCAUCAUACAUCAAUAUUAUAAAUAAAAGUGAAGAAAGAUGUGAAAAAAAGUUCCUUGUCGGACCAAAGUGGUAUUUUUCAUUGGUGGUGGUACUUCUUCUUAAAGGGGAACGGUACAUUUGUAGCCCAAGCUUUCCUUUGUAGAACUCCACUCUCCACUUCCCCAGUAUAAUUUUUACAAAAGAUUGAACUGAAAUUCGUCCUUUUGCUUCCUCUUUUCACAAUAUUCUUUGUCCACUGUAUGGAGUUAAAAUUGGGAAGAUCGCCCAUAAUACUGAUUAAAUCAUCUUUCUGUGUGCUCGAUUUCUCAUCAAGUGUAUCUCUCACACUAGGCUGAGAUUUUAUGUGAAAGACAUUUUUACCUUUAUCUUAAGUCUUAGAUCCUCUUAAAAAUGUCUCUUUGCAGCAAGUUUGUGCACCGAGAACAUUCCCAGAACCAGAUACACUUACCAGUGCUCAAGUGAAGUGAGGAUGAGACCUGAUUAAUGAUACCACUAAAUUAUAACGAACUACAAAUUGACGACUCAGAUAAUCUCUUUACAAUACAGAGUACAUUCUUUUACAAUUCUUAUCUACUAAUUUUCAUCUCUACCACCUAAAUUUCAUAGCUCAAUUUUUGAGUGAACAGAAGACUGUAAAAUGAACAAAAAAGAAAAGGGAGAGAGAUCAGAAGUCACAGGCAUAUACCAAUUGUAACUGUGAUGUGACAUCGGGCAAUGAAAUUGUAAUGAAGACUUCCUAGGAUCUGCAAAAAAAGCUGUUUUUCUGUUUUGUGCACUGGUUCCUGCAGGAGAGACACACGGACGUAAAGUAUAAAUUAUCUGUUUUUACUGGAAUUUUUUAUUUCAUUGAAUGAUUUGGCCAUGGAGUAAUAUUGACACAUCAAAAGCUAACGAUUUUUAAUGCCCUUUUUUCUUUUUGGUUAACCGAAGCCUGACUUCUCCCUGUUCUUAUCCAGGAUUAAAGGAAUAUUUUGGGGCUAAUCCAGCAUUAACAUUUGGUUCUUCGUUUGAAAUUGUUCGCUCAAAUAAUGUUGAUACUUCUACUCCUACUUCUGAAGUCGACGACCAAGAGGUUGAGGAAUUUUAUGAUGCCAUUGCAAAUGAUGGCUCUUUGGAUGAUGAAGAUAGUGAUGAUGAUGAUAAUGGUGCUUCCCACUCUAAGGUAAGUACACUUGCUUUUUACAAACAAAUUCGGGAAAAAAAUGAAUAACAAAGAUAUAUUAACUAUCGUAUUUCUCCCAUUGCAUAGUGGAGAUUGAAAAUUCUAAGCUAACAAUGCUGAUUUUUUUUCUGUUCAGGGUAGACGAUUGUCACUGAAAAAUGUUUCAUGGGCUAUUGCAAGCCUGUCUUUGAAGCGAAGCAAAGGUUCUCUUAAUGAUAUUAAGUGAUCUGCCAAUUAGUUUUGAGGAAUAGAACUGUUUCUGUGUGAAAAAACUGCUAAAUACUACACUAUGUGGCGAGUUAUAGAGUGGUGCAAAUGGAAUUCUGUCUCUACAUUCCCAGUUUAUUUUUCCUUGCAUAUCUUAAAACUUGAUGAGUGGGAGAAAAGAUGGUCUCCAUUUCUUAGCUUAGAUGUAAUCAUCAGAAGUUCUCUGAAUAGUUAAUAAUAUGGUGUCUGAUUACUUCAUAGAUUCAGGUACUUGGUUCGGUGGGUAGGUUGUAAGCGUUAGGUGUCAAACGUGCGUGCUUGUUCUGGUUGCAGCAUAUUUGGUUUUUUUCUGAGAAAAUUCGUCAGACAGGUCUGUUCAGUGGAGUGGAUUUAUCACAGAAUCAGAUGAUUUCGGGCUGAUUCUCUUGUUUUGUUUUAGUGCAAUGUUGCUGACAUUUCCCCUCGUGAAAUUGAAUGUUGAAAUCCUCUUCCUUUUCUUUUUCCACCUUCUACUUACAUGUUGUUGCUCUCCUCCUGCGACAAUCACUACCACCUCAUUCUCUUGCAUGAAUAAUGUUGGUGGUUUAGGGGGUUAUUGUUUUGAAGACGGUGCCAUGCUUCUCAUGAAGAAAGAAAAGUAAAAGUAAAAAAUGGAAAGGGAAAGUUAGAGGCGAUGUGGCAGCAAAUGAGAGGAUAAGCUAUGACUGAUUUAGAAAAGGACCUUGGGCCUGCCAACCCUCAAUGUAAUCGUCUGUUUUUGUUCAUCACUUUGACCCGUAUGCAUAGCAACAAGGAAAACUGAUAAGCCUCAUUGGGAUCAUGUUGGAAAGUCCUAGUUAAAAAAAUCAGCCUAAACCGAAUUUGGAUUUAGACGUUUUUCUCAAGUCAUAGAAAAUGGGUAGAAAGGAAAGAGCUUCAUUCACCUAUCCUCCACGUGUACUUUUUCAUUAAAAAAAGCAUUCUCAACUCUUUCGCCAGUGGAAUUUCUGUAUCCUCGCUUAUAAUACCCAAAAGAUGGUCUAGGAGUAUUAGAAGAACUACCGUGGCUUGGGUUAUGGUCUGAAAUCAUUGAAUAUAUAACGGAUUUGGUCCUUACCUAAUUUGAGAAUACUAUAGUCUAGUACUCUAAGUUGUCUACAUGACCCCAAUCCGGAAUUUAUUAUGCUGUUCUUGGGAAAUUCUACUAGUUGCUCGCUGUUUUUUUAAUAUUCAGCAUUUUCAACUGAUCGCUCUAUAUGUUUUAUCCCUUAUUCAAACAGAUUUAGCUAAAAGAAGUGAGCUAGACUGCAGUGUGCCUUCAACAACUAUUGAUCUCAAAGAAUUUCGGGGUUCAUUGGACCAUGGGAAAGGUGCUAAUGUUACAAAUUGUUGGGCUGAGCCAGGUGGCGACGAAUUUAUGAUAAGAGGAAAGACAUACCUGAAUGACUUCUGUAAGGUUAGUAGAUUUUGCGUUUGCAAAACUCGGCACAUAAGCUGAUGAACCGGUGUAUAACUUGGGCUGUAAGAUAUGCUAGGUUAAACCAAAUUGUAUUUCAAUUACCAUGCUAGGGGCCGAUAAUUUCAGUUGAUGCAUUUCUAUUAAAAGUAAUUUACAACAAGUGUAAAGUUUUGAGCUGUGUGAAUGCCUUCUUGAUGGGUGGAAAUUUCAUGCUUGAAUUCGAGAACUAUCACCUUUUCACUUUCUUUCCCUUUUUUAUUUAUUUCUUUUCAUUGUCUCACAUAAGAUUUGUGAGCUGAAAUUGUGGAUUCAUAAUUUUUGGAAUGUAAAGAAAGGUUGAAAUGAUAUAUUGAGGAUCAUGUUCAUAGGCCUUAUCCUGUCGAUCUAAGUUGUUUGAUAUGUAUAACAUAUCCGCGAAGUACUUUGAUCAUUUUGGUUUCCAGCUGUCAGCCCAAUAUUGAGACAAUGAGGAUUUUCUUUUCUGUUUAUGAAGCCUCUUGUUUGCCGUUUAUUAAAAAAAAGUAGUAUGAGCCAAAAAAAAUUCCUUUCAAUAGAAAGGUACAAAGUAGAAUAAUCUUUGGACGAUCAAAGACCAUUUCAACUUUAGAAAAAAAAUCUAGAGUAGCCAUACUUUAUGCUACAUGUGUGGCUUUUUUGAAUAACUAUGUGUAUCAUUCUCAUUCUCGAAUGAGGAGACCCUUUUGGCUUUUAGAAGAUACAAGUAGUAAUCAGAUUCUGGAUACAGAGCGCUGUAAUGUAUGCGGAAGUAUCCUGAAUAUCUAUGGAACUUCUUCUUAUCUAGCCCAUUUAAAGCCCAACUGAUAUGGACCAGAGGCCCAAGAAGCAUGAAGAUGAAAGCUGGCCCAAUAAAAAAAAAUCUACAAUAAAACGCAUGUUAACAGCAUCCAAAUUUAGUUUUUUCACUUUUAUUUUCGUUUUCCUUUUUAGUCAUUUCGAAAUUAUUUGAAUGGGCAGAUAUUUAAAUUUUAGGCGCCUAAUAAUAAAAGUUCAUUUUUUUAGGGGCGUCAUAACUGAUUUUCGGCUUAUUUAAAGGCCAUCCCUUGUAGUCCCAAAGACAUUCAAUUAAUUCUACAUUUUACCUUCUUUUGAGAUUUUAUCUCUGCUGGUGGAUUAUGGCGAUUUUUCUGUGGAUUCAGGGGAACCCUUCUGUUCUUUUGGAUUCAAGAUCAACCUCUUGUGAAUUCAAGGGUUGAAGCUUCCAAAUUUUUUAGAUUCUAGAUGAAGAAUCUUCUACAUAAUCACAUUCUUGUGGAUUCAAGGACGAGAUUUCAACUCCGUGUAACUGAGGCUGCAUCAUUUUCUCCGUUGAAAUAGUUAAGCUUUUCAAGGUUGUCUUUUGCUGAUAUAACCAUUAAAGUGAAAAGGAAAGGAAGGUGAAAGCACUGGUUCAUGACGUAGUGUUAGAAUAUAAAUGGAAUUAUGUGUGUUAUAUAAUACACUAUCAAGGACAUUGGCAUUCUUAAAUAGUAAUAUUCUUCAGUUUUCGUGGGUUGUUUCUUGCUGAAACUUACCUGAAACAUCAAAUAAGUGGACUAUAUGGAUUAUUUCACCCAAUCUAAAUUUUUGAGUCAGAAGAUUUUCAUAAACUGAUUCUUGGUUGUGGAAUUUUUUCUCGUGUAGGUCCUCCUCAUUAAUCUUCUUCUUUUUCAGCAAAAAGAAGUCUUGUUUCUUUCAGAAAUUUAACAGAAAUAUAAAAUAUUUCAAAUACCAUAAACUGGGUACUACUAAUUUGAGGUCUUCUUCUGGUUAGAACCUCUUCCGUUUUGUUUUCUGGCUCUGUGGUCAUAAUUGGAUCUUGAUCCCUUCUUCAAUAUCCUAGCCUUGUCAAAGACCUGAAAACCAGAAAUAAGUACAAUAGUAACCUAUCUUAUCAAAAGAUUAGAGUUCAUACCCUCCUGACACCAUGGAAAUAAGGUGGUAUGUUACCCAUUAUUCGAGAUAAGCUGUCGUGACUAAAUGUUCUCUCAAAUGGUCUGUUUUAGCUUCACUAACGAUAGACAGAUGCCCUCAGGGACUUGUCUAAACCUAGACUGAUGGAUGGCCCCUUUUUUAUUGACUGUAUCCUUGGAAUAAUUGUGGGAUUUCAGGUGAUUGAUACUGUACCUGUCUGUAGAAGGUACAUGGUAUGAUAUGGAUGAACUUCUGCACUUCUCUUCGCUUUAUUUAUGACACUGCAUGCUAAGAGGAACAUCACUUGCAUUAUCCUCUAGGUGAUAGAUGGGCAAUUAUUUUUCUCGUAUUUAUUACUGAAGUAAACUAUACAACUAUUAAUAGCUUCAUAUUUUCAGAAGUAUUUCUGGAGCUUAACCAUAUGCUUUGGUGCUCUCAGAUUACGGGAGGAGACCCCCUUUUAAAACUGAUUGCAGUUGACUGGCUCAAGUCUGACAACUGCAUAAAUCAGGUUGCACUGCAUCCAAAAUGCCUUGUUCAGGUGAAGAAAUAAUACUUGUGGAGUUUUUCUCAGCAAAAAAAUUGACAUCUGAUGAGGUGUAUCGGAAAAAGUUUCCCUUCUCUGUAUUUUAUGAAAUAAUUAUUUCUUUAUCCCAUAUACAAUUUUAUUUUUUUUCGCCGGAGGUAGAUUCUGAUGGGAUUUGAGUGUGACGUUGGAGAUUCAUCAACGUAAUUUUUUUCUGGUUUGGAUGUUAUCUGAGAGGGAUCUAUACAUAGGUGUAGUUGACCUCAUUUGAUUGUUGAAAUACUUCGUUGAUUCAUCAGUAAUCCAUGUAUCCUAUAUAACUGUGUUGUAAUAUGCAGGAACCAUUCCACCAUCAUACGUUACAUGUCACCUUGUAUACAACCAUAGUUGCCAAACUUAAUCUAUCAUGGUCCAUUUAUUGGUUUUUGAUUUAAAAGUGAUGCGACAUGCAGAGAUUAGAGUUCUACUUUGUCGACUGCUUUGUGAAAUGGAACUAUAUGCUGAUGAUUUUAUUUUAUUUUUUCAGUCAGAAGCAGGAAAGAAGCUUCCGUUCAUUCUCAUCAUAAACUUACAGGUGUAUCUCCUGAUCAUUUACCUUCAGCUUAAAUUCCAUUUUAUCAUUUUUAAACUUUUCUGAACUCACGUUAGGGGGAUGAUAAUUUGACACUUGGUAAUGUUGUCAAGUAUUAUAUCUCAAGGCUAAACCUAUAGUUCAAUAGUCAAUAUAUUAGUCGAAAAAAAAUUAUGCAGUUCAAGAGUGAAUCGUCAUAAUAACCGCUGACUUUGGAAGAGGCUUAUAAAGGAGCUAAUUCUGGAUACUCUGGGGAUACGAAUUGUCCAUAUCAAUGGAUAUCCAGGAAAAAAUAGUGGGCUUCUUUCUUGUUGUGCAUGGCUGAUUUAGGGACGUGUUUAUGAUAUUUUGAUCACUGAUGGACCAGAAUCUUAGUCAUUAUCUAAUAACUUUCUCAGGUUCCUGCAAGACCAAACUACAGUUUGAUCAUGUACUAUGCAGCUGACCGACGUGUACAGAAAGACUCCUUGCUGGGAAGAUUUAUCAAUGGAUCUGAUAUGUUUCGGGAUGGAAGGUUCAAGCUAAUUCCGAGUAUUGUCGAGGUUUGAACUGCUAUUUUUUGUCUUACAGAAUCAUUUAACGUCCUCAACAUGCUAAGUUGAUGAAGCAUCAACCAAGAUUUGGUCAUGCAUACUCUGAAUGCUUAGUGAAUCACUCAGAAGACUAUCAAACCGAAAAUGCUAUUUCAUCUGUUCUUGAAGUUUUUUAUUCCACGGUGGAGUGGAAGAUAUUUAAUCGUCUUUCAUUUUAUUUAUCUUCCAUGGAACUAUUUCACAAUAAGCGAAUGAAUGAAUCAUCCAGGGAUACUGGAUGGUCAAGCGUGCAGUUGGAACAAAGGCCUGUCUCCUGGGGAAAGCAGUGACAUGCAACUAUCUGCGUCAAGAUAACUUCUUGGAGGUGAUUUCUCCUUGGGCCAGCCUUCUCUAUUGCAGCCCUGUUGAUCUGGCUUCACUCAGACAGUUCUCCUGGGAUCAUCCCUCCACUUUUCACUCUGUGGCUUCCCUCGCCUUCUGAUAUUUCCCUUGUGAAAUGUGUAGAUUGAUGUCGACAUUGGCUCAUCCUCCGUUGCCAGGAGCAUCAUGAGCUUAGUACUCGGCUACGUCACAAGCCUGACCGUUGACUUGGCAAUUCUCAUUGAGGUUCCAAACGGUCUUAUCUUUUCACAUACUUCUGCUAGAAGCAUGCUAUGCACCAGCAAUAAUGGCUGCCUAAUCUUCCAUAUUAUUUUUUAUUCUAUGGAGAUAUAUCCUUCUCUUGUUGGUGCGCGCUCCUGGGCUGUGAUGGUACACAGAAGUUGUGGGCAGUCAACGCCCCAAUGCUUUGGGCAAAAUUCAUUUCCUGGGUUUGACUGCGCUGAUUUGUGUGAUGAUUAUUCCAUAGAACCAUGUCGCUGCUUUCGAGUUGACCGAAAGUCGCUGCUUUGAUGCUUCAGAGACUCCGUUUGGUAUUUUCUCUACAUGCAGCUGCUCAUGUUAUCUGCGGAAUGCAUUCCCAGAAUCAGCUGCUUGAUGGUCUGGGAUUUUGAUUCGGUUCGAUGUUUUCAAUAGUAAAGAAGAUUAUGCUCCUCUUCAUCCACCGGUCCUUGUGUUUUCGGUGGAAUGCAUUACCAAAAUUAGCUCCUCGAUGAUGUCAGUUAUUAGCUCUAGUGAUGUUGCUGACGAUGGGAACUCUCGCAGGCCAAGGAAGAAGAGGAACUCCCAGAAUACAUUCUCGGAACCGUUCGCCUGAAUCGUUUGAAGCCCGAUUCCGCUCUCCCAUUCUGA
Molecule: messenger RNA, 22270 nt
Organism: Spirodela intermedia
Lineage: Eukaryota; Viridiplantae; Streptophyta; Magnoliopsida; Alismatales; Araceae
Source: the annotation of a GenBank genome assembly